AACAGCUGGAGCGCGUGGAAGGUGGUUUGGAUACAAUAAAUCAGGAUAUGCGAGAAGCGGAGGAGCAUCUCAAAGGCAUGGAAAAAUGCUGCGGCUUGUGUACUCUGCCGUGUUUUAAGACAGAAGAUUUUGAAAAAAAUUCAGAAUAUGCGAAAGCAUGGAAAAAGGAUGAUGACGGGGGAGUGAUAAGUGAUCAACCUCGCAUAACAGUGGGCGACUCUGGAAUGGGCCCUCAAGGCGGAUACAUCACACGAAUAACCAAUGAUGCGCGAGAAGAUGAGAUGGACGAGAACGUUCAGCAGGUAUCAACAAUGGUCGGCAAUUUACGUAACAUGGCUAUUGACAUGAGCACUGAAGUUAGCAAUCAGAACAGACAGCUGGAUCGCAUACACGAAAAGACACAAUCGAACGAAGUACGAGUGGAAUCAGCUAACAAGCGGGCAAAUAAGCUAAUCACUAAAUAACG
Gongylonema pulchrum is the source of this 466-nucleotide messenger RNA. The record is from the annotation of a GenBank genome assembly. NCBI's taxonomy places the organism in Eukaryota, Metazoa, Nematoda, Chromadorea, Rhabditida, Gongylonematidae.